Molecule: messenger RNA, 564 nt
Organism: Peronospora matthiolae
Lineage: Eukaryota; Oomycota; Peronosporomycetes; Peronosporales; Peronosporaceae
Source: the annotation of a GenBank genome assembly
AUGGAGUGGGUGACGUGCGAGAGGUGUGGAAAUGGGAGCUUGGUAGAACCGGGAGGCAGGAGUAGACAGCGCCGCAGGGAAGCAAAGAAGGAGAUCCGCUCACACGCCGCGACGAACUUGCAGGCCUACGCGGGGGGGAUCUCUGGACUUCAGACGAACUUGCAGGCCUACGCGGGGGAUCUCUGGACUUCAGACGAACUUGCAGGCCUACGCGGGGGGAUCUCUGGACUUCAGACGAACUUGCAGGCCUACGCGGGGGGAUGUCCGCAUCUCCGGAUGUCUAGUGGCACGUUUUCCAACUGCAUGACGGGGAGAAGCAGGAGAUCCGGACUGCAAGCCUGUCCAGAUGUGAACCAACAGGGGAGCAGGGAGCUGGACUCAACCCAACCUCUCAGCGAGAUCGACAUCUCCCAAGGCCGUUACGAAGAGCUCAAGCCAGCCCAACCGACGGGUACACAAGGUGAGCACAAGGUCAUACAACAAGGCACGGAUCGGAGUACCCCCUCCGUGAGUCGACAAGUCUGGGCAAGUGGAAGAUCGACACUCAUACAAGCAAUUUUGUGA